GGGACUGAAUGUCUGAUGGAUUCCCUGGCGGCAAGUACGAAAAGCUCGUGGAUGCAGAAGACUACGUCGGAUCUGCGCGCACGUCACCCUUCUCGAAGAAGUUAGCUGGAUACCACGCUCUGAACGUCGGGAGGAACAAGCGGCAUGGUACGGUUCGCAACGACGAGGGAGGCAGAGCACUGCGUUGGGGCUGCGUCCGCGUCCGCUUUGGGGGAUCAGGCCCCAGCUAGUGAUGGUUUACUGCGAUGAUGGCGGAAUGGCAAG
Molecule: messenger RNA, 264 nt
Organism: Guyanagaster necrorhizus
Lineage: Eukaryota; Fungi; Basidiomycota; Agaricomycetes; Agaricales; Physalacriaceae
Exons: 1
Coding region: 9-230 (73 amino acids)
Source: RefSeq, a predicted model, not a curated record